This is a messenger RNA of Parnassius apollo (apollo), 975 nucleotides long. The record is from the annotation of a GenBank genome assembly. Lineage: Eukaryota; Metazoa; Arthropoda; Insecta; Lepidoptera; Papilionidae.
AUGUCGAAGCAAGAAGAGAACCAAUCAAUACCAAGAGAACCAAAUAAUACCGAUUUCAUGCCGAACGAGACGUGGAGAAUCGUGAAAAACGUAGUCAUUAUCAGCUUAGCUUUUAUGGUUCAUUUCACAGCGUAUAGUGGUGUAGCAAAUUUACAAAGCUCUAUCAAUGCAGAAGCUGGUUUGGGUACAGCCUCCUUGGCCGCAGUAUAUGCGGGAUUGAUUUUCUCAAGUAUUUUUCUGACCACUAUCGUUAUCAAGUACGACAAUGGGCGCUCCGGAUCCAGCUCAGUUCUAUCAAGCAUGGCACUUCUUGCUGUCACAAUGAAGCUGUUAGUAGAGCCGAAUCAAUUGAUGCUUAUUAUUAUAAACGUUUUCAUCGGCCUACAACAGGCUUUCUUUGGAGCAGAUUUUACAGCUGCCUUCGUUUCUUGCGCCAUCGGCACUGGCACAAUUGGCUUCGUGAUGAUGACGUACGGGGUUGCAGACGCAAUUGGAUGCGCUGUCUCAGGAUACUUAGCGAAGAUUACCGGCCGUUUACCCCUGUUGUGUACAGCUGCUAUAAUCCAGACUGGACUCGUCAUGGCUAUCCUAAUAUGGAGACCGCAUCACAACGAAGCGUACGCAUUCUACUUGAUAGCCGCACUGUGGGGUCUGUGUGACGCUUUGUGGAUAGUGCAAAUUAAUUCAUUGUUCGGAAUUUUGUUCCCGGGAAGAGAAGAAGCAGCGUUUGCAAACUUUAGGCUAUGGAAAUCUGUGGGAUAUAUUGUUGCAUACAUCAUAUCCCCACAUUUGAGAACCAGUACUAAGACUUACUUACUCAUUGUGUUGAUGAUAAUAGGAGUCUCUCUCUACUUCGUUGUGGAAUACAGAGAUAGAAAAGCGAAGAAGAAGUUAGAAGAGAAGAAGUUAGAAGAGAAGAAUCAAGAAUUACAGAACAUCGGUUGUGAUAAUAUCGCGUUUCAAAACUUAGAUUGA